Messenger RNA from Cottoperca gobio, 3728 nucleotides. RefSeq names its product VPS9 domain containing 1 (gene vps9d1). Gene Ontology annotation, biological process: vesicle-mediated transport. Gene Ontology annotation, molecular function: small GTPase binding; guanyl-nucleotide exchange factor activity. Gene Ontology annotation, cellular component: endocytic vesicle; cytosol. Bases 55 to 2142 code for a protein of 695 amino acids. NCBI's taxonomy places the organism in Eukaryota, Metazoa, Chordata, Actinopteri, Perciformes, Bovichtidae. The transcript is spliced from 17 exons. The record is from RefSeq and is a predicted model, not a curated record.
AGAAGAAGAAGAAUAAUAAGAAGAAGGAAGAGAAGAAGAGAAUCCGGGCUAACCAUGGCUACUGCUGACAGUGGGGCUAAACCCCUUCAAAAUGCUAUGAAAAUGGCAAAACUAGCAAUACAGCUGGACGGAGAGAACAAACACAAGGAAGCUUACUGUGAAUACCUCCGGACGAUCAACUUCAUAUCACAUGCACUUUUGGAGGAAGCUGGGUCACAAACCUCAGAUGACAGGGAUGUGGUAGCGGUGGAGGUGGGGCGGAUGUUGAGGCUGGCUGAGCAAUGUCUGGAGCGAGCCAAGUUAUUUAUAGGGAAGAGAGCUGACCUCCCUGACCUCUCUGCUUCCGUCUCCACUCCCUUUUCCUGCUCACCUGGCCAAUCAGAGCUACAUCAGACUGCUGUCCUCCCAGCCGCCAUUGCUGCAAACACUGUCCCUUCAUCUGAUACUCCUGCUGACGCAGGGUGUAAAGCAACCAGCCCAACAAAGACCGGUCACCGCAGGGUGUUGUCAGAUGGUAGCGGGGAGCUCUCCCCUUUUCUGCCUCCUGAAGUCUUCCAGAGACUUCAAACAGUGGAGUCACAGGACACAAGCAAGAACAGGGAGCUGACACCCAUUGAACAAGCAUCACGCUUGAAUCAGAAGUUGAAAGCCAAUUAUGAAGCUCGUCUGGCAAGGCUCGCACCUGGUCAGGCCUACCAGAAGACAUCUUUGACGCUCUCUCUCCAGCGGCAGAUGAUGGAGAACCUCAUCAUAGCAAAAGCCAGGCAGGAUGCUCUCCAGCGGAAGAUGGAGGAGAGAAGACUAAGGCUACAGGAAGAGGCCAACCGGAGAUUUGCAGCAUCUGGGGCAGAGGAGCAAGAGCAGCGUGUUCUCUAUGCCAACGUACUGGAAUAUGAGCAAGACCACGAUUGGCCCAAACUGUGGAAAGCAAACAUGAGGAAGAAUCCUGAUGAUGUCACAUUAGUCUCAGGUGUAGUCUCCUACCUGCUCAGCCGGUCUGACCACCCAGUAGUGAAGCUGCUGAGGAAACACCAGUACCGGGUUUACAACAGGCUCUACCCCAUCGUCAGUAAAGGCCUCCCCCAGAGUCCAGCCCUGCCACUGAGGCCUUCUCGCAGCACUCACAACCUCCUUCAUCCAGAGACUUCGACAAAGCCAACCAGGGGCAGUAGCGUUAGUGGCCAGAGCUUCAGCCCGGGGUUGUCUCUUUCCCCCUCACUCUCUCAUUACCUCUACACCAACUAUGAUGAUGAAGAAGGGGAGGAGCCUCACGCACAGGUGAUGGUGGAGCGGGAGAACUCGUUUGAAGAUCUGGAGCAGUUCCUGACCCAGUUGGACUGGGCCCGGCUUCACUGCAGCACAGAUGACACUGGCUCGGACUCAGAAGUGACCCGUGAUCCCUCGAUGCAGCCAGAGCAGGACGAGGGUGGCAUCCAGGAGCUGGAGAUGAGAGCACUGACUGAACACCUAAAGGCUGUUGUCAAAGACAUUCAUAUUGCAAUUGAUCAACUACUGUCACUGUGUUUGCUAUCCUUUGAGUGUCUAAACACAGCCAGCUCUAAAGACUUGUGCCUCGCCAGCAUAGAAGAAGCCUUCUUCACACCGCUGUGGAGCGCCCUGGUGGCUCUUUUCAGGAGGGUCCAUAGGGAAAGGGAACAGGCCUUUGAGACCAGUAUGAAGCUGUACCGGGAUGUUUCACCUGGAGAUGUUGGUGUUCCUUUCAAACUGUUCCCUGAAGAAUCUGACUCGCGGCAGGUUUCCUACCCGUACGAGUCUGCCGUUCAGGAGCUUAAGCUUCUGCUCAAAGACUGCUGUCCACAGAGGAAGUUGGAAUGUAUUGUUAGGACAUUACGGCUGAUCUGUGCCUGCGCUGAGAAUUACAGGUGUCUUCAUGAGGUGGACUCUACACCAAAAACAGCCGCCAUCGGUGCAGAUGACCUGUUGCCCAUCCUGUCCUUUGUGGCUCUGCGGUGCCAGUGUCCUCAGCUGGUGUCUGAAUGCGCUGCUUUGGAGGAGUUCAUUCAUGAAGGCUAUUUGAUAGGAGAGGAAGGCUACUGUCUGACCUCCAUGCAGAGUGCCUUGGCCUAUGUUGAGUCAUUGCACACUGGAGGAACACUUCUCCCUGCAGACAAAAUCUUAUGAAAAAGGCUGCUGCAGUCACAGGAGAUCCACCCUCCACCAGCUGAACCUGCAGCUCCCUGCAGGUUAUGCAGAUAUGUUAUCUUAUGCACACACACUAAACCAGUGCCUAUGAGUUGUUGUUCACCAAAUCGGACACUGGGCUUUGCUGGGACCUCCUAAGAAUGUGUUUCCAUCGUGUAGCAUUGCUGCAUUAACUAGCACUGGAUUGUUAAAGGGACUGUAUGUGGUUGAGAUUGGAGUUGCUUUAGGGAACCUUUGGAUGUGAAGCCAUCAACUAUACGAAUGCUUACAGAGGAAAACAUGCAAUAUGGUUUAUGACAGAGGAAACACAUUUGUAAACCAUCUUUCAGGUCUUCCCAUUUUUGAGUGAAGAAACCCAUUACAUGUGCUUCAACUCAUAUUUGUCUUCAUUACAGUAUGGUAUCAGAAUUUUAAUGUUUUAGGAAGACGACUGUCUAUUUUAAUACAUGCACCCUGUAGCAUUUUUAUUUUAUUUUUUAUUAAAAAAAAAACAUGCAAACUCAGACUAGACGUUUAAGACUAUUAAAGAAUUUGAAUUUAUGCUUUUUGGGAGUCGACACGUUCGGCGGUAAGGCUACACUCGAUAUUGGCUUUAAGUUCAGACUGUAGAUCUACCAUCUAUCUUCCAUUCCAUUCACAGCUGCCAUCCAACAACAAUGCGAGACACUGGAGGAGCACAGGGACAACCGUUUGUAGUCGCUGUGUUUCAUGUAACAGCAUGUUGGUUAACAUUUAAAUGUAGAGGAUUAGGGUGAGGUCGUACUUACUGUAGGUAUUAAUACAGUUGCACUUUGUUAGUUGAUCCAUUUUUUUCAGUGGGAGCGUGUGUGUGUUGCUUCUAAGACGAUUUGCAAGCCACACCACAGCGCAUCAAAAUCAAAAAGGUUCAAAAUCAACAAACGCUCCAAAGGAAAGCUAAAGGGUAAACUCAAUUACCCAGCUUAAAAAAUAAAUACUUUUCACCAUUUUCCCAAUGCUUCCUUGGCCAUUGUGGCACAUUCUUGUGCGUUCAGAUAUCUUUAAUCCUGGUAUACCCCAGUAGAUGAUGGGAAGUGGUUUAAAUUCGACUAAAAUGUAUAAUAAAUAGCUGGCUGAAAUAUGCACAAAUAUUGUUUGGUUGUUUUGAAGACCACUGAAGCAGACUUGCAUCCAGUGUCACAGCCUGGAAAAAAUACAGUUUUAUAAAUUGUCAUUGUUGGUUUGUUUGCUUGCUUGAAUUUUAUUUGUAUUCGUAUUUCUGCAUGGGUACAAAAGAUGUGAAAAGAUGUCCCAAGAACUGUUUUGGAUUGACUACCUACUUUUUGUGACAUUAACACCAAAAACAAGAUUUAUGUCUAUGUAACAAAUCUUAAUGUAAUUAUAAUACAAAUGACAGGAUGCUAUGAUAUUUUGCAAAGUGGAUUAAGCCACUAUAUUAAUGUAAAGGAUUUAUUGUACAUUGCUUUUGAAAAAGUUAUUUCAUUAUAAAACAGUUUUACUGUGAAAGGUUGGGAAUGUAAGAAAGAGAAUGAUGAAUGUGUGUUUGAGAGAUGGGUCAAUAAAGAGAACAGAAAUAUUUAAAUACU